This is a messenger RNA of Lolium rigidum, 1211 nucleotides long. RefSeq lists its product as uncharacterized. Lineage: Eukaryota; Viridiplantae; Streptophyta; Magnoliopsida; Poales; Poaceae. The transcript has 6 exons. Bases 528 to 857 code for a protein of 109 amino acids. The record is from RefSeq and is a predicted model, not a curated record.
UGUGAUAAAUUUGAAGAUGAUUUUGGUGAUUCAUAUGGUUACAAGGGCUUAGAUUACAAUCUCUGGUUUCGUGGUACUGAGGAGCUGGUCUUUUCUAAACUUCGGACAGAAGUAGUGACAAAAUUAUGCGGGCGGGUUGUUUUGCUUACUUCAUACGAUGGAGACAAGAGAUCUUUCGCAUGCACUGGCUACCUUAUAAAGUGGCAUAAGAAAGGCACACCCGUUAUUCUGACCUCGGCCAGUUUGAUUAGAAGUUCAGAUAAUGAAAGCAAGAUCAAUGAGAAAUUUAAGAUUGAUGUGUUUCUCCCACCAAAUCAGCAUGCUACCGGGACAUUGGAACUGUAUCAUUCAGAUUAUAACAUUGCUGUAAUCAGUGUUCAGCCACGUCUACGAUGUAUUCAUCCGGAGAAUAUUUUCCAUGGAGAAAAGGGACGUAAAAAGGUAGUAGCUAUAGGGCGCGAGGUUGAGGAUGGAGUAUUAAUGGGGACAAUUGGUUUUGUGCCUGAUAAGCCUUAUGACAAACCUAAAUGCUUGACUGUAAAGACCUUAAGCUGUCUACUUGUAAAAUCAAGAAGGCUGGGAUUGGUGGUCCACUUGUUAAUUUUAUUGAUGGAAGUUAUGCUGGCAUGAACUUCUAUGAUGGAACUAGGAAAACACCUUAUCUGCCAAGGCGUAUCAUUGCAGAAGUUCUAAGUAAAACUGAUCUCCCAUCACAAAUAGGAAUGAGCCAGCCCAUAAACAUAAUGAAUGAAUCCGCAGUUAAAAACAGGUGGCCCGUGCCUAAGCCAUAUUGGUACCAUCCUUCAUUUGGCGCCACUCCCCGAGGAUGUCCUAAAGUCCCCCCACCAAAUUUGUAAUACAGAAUCAUCCACAAAGAUUUCGAUUAGCGAUGGCAUAUGUCAAACACGAAUACCACCUGAAGCUACCAGUAUAACACUUGGCAUGGAUGCCCGGCCAGUCCUGAGUGAAAAAUAUACCACGAGCCAGUUUGGUGGUCUUUUGCAAUAAGAUCAUCGUGCAAUAAAUCAACAAAACCUAAGAGUCCUCUGUGCCAGUUUGGUGGAAGGCAACCCCUGUAAACAGCAGUAAAACGUCAUCAUUACUGUUCCGACUCAUCUGGUUGCAAUUAUUAAGGGACCUUUUUGUGUAAGAUUAAGCUUGGUGGAAGGCAACCCCAGUAAACGGCACUAAAAUGUCAUCACUACUGUCGU